Nanorana parkeri is the source of this 2052-nucleotide messenger RNA. RefSeq names its product carboxyl-terminal PDZ ligand of neuronal nitric oxide synthase protein-like. The record is from RefSeq and is a predicted model, not a curated record. The transcript is spliced from 12 exons. Gene Ontology annotation, molecular function: nitric-oxide synthase binding. The coding region runs from base 108 to 1982 and encodes 624 amino acids. NCBI's taxonomy places the organism in Eukaryota, Metazoa, Chordata, Amphibia, Anura, Dicroglossidae.
GUGUCCUUGGGAGAUUGUCUGAGGACCACCCUUAUCCCUGAAGACCCCCUCAGCACAGCCAAAGCCCCCCCCCUUCAUUUAUACAGUGGACAGGCUGUGGGGGCAUUAUGCCAGUGCGGAGUCGGUACAAUCUGGUGGAUGAUGGAUGUGAUUCUCGAAUCCCCCUCCAUAAUGAGGAAGCCUUCCAGCAUGGCAUCCACUUCCAAGCCAAGUAUAUUGGCAGCCUGGAUGUGCCGAGACCCAACAGCCGGGUGGAGAUUGUGGCAGCAAUGAGAAGGAUACGGUAUGAGUUCAAAGCCAAAAACAUCAAGAAGAAGAAAGUCAGCAUCUCAGUGUCCCUGGAUGGAGUCAAAGUGGCGAUGAGGAAGAAACAGAAGAGAAAAGAAUGGACAUGGGAUGAGAGUAAGAUGUUGCUGAUGCACGAUCCCGUAUACAGGAUAUUCUAUGUAUCACACGACUCGCAAGAUCUAAAGAUAUUCAGCUAUAUUGCCCGGGACGGUACCAGCAACACGUUCAAAUGCAACGUCUUCAAAUCCAAGAAGAAAAGUCAGGCCAUGCAGAUUGUGCGGACAGUUGGACAGGCCUUUGAAGUGUGCCACAAAAUGAGCCUUCAACAUGCGCAACAGAAUGCGGACGGAGCCAGUGACAAAUCUCUGGAAGAGGCCAAACUAGAAGGGCGACAGCUGACAGGAGCAGAAAAUAAAGAUACAGAAGCUGAUGGAAAUCUGAUAAGAGCUACUGCAGAGAAGAUAACCUGUGAACGUGCUGUAUCUGCACCAGACCUAGGCAUUGCCAAAUGUCUUCCAGUGCUAAAAGAAAAAAAUGGCCAGGAUAUUGAAAAUUGUUCAACCUACUCGUUGCUGUCCCAGAAAGUUCACACCCCAAGCUGUGCCUCUUCUGUCUCUGUCCUCACUCCUCUAGCCUCACAGCACCGCUUACAGCUCCUACAGCACCAGCUCCUCCAACAGCAGCAGCAGACACAAGUGGUCAUAGCCCAGGUGCAGCUCCUGAAGGACCAACUUGCAGCAGAGACGGCAGCACGCAUUGAAUCUCAGGCUCGAGUACGCCAGCUUUUACUGACCAAUCGUGACUUGUUACAGCACAUCUCGCUGUUGGUGAAAGAACUGAAAGAGCUGGAAAUUAGAUCUGACCUGAAGUUUUCCGGUAAUAAUCACUCAUUACAUAACUUGGCUAUUGCUCAGUCGCUGUCACUGAACCUGAAGAACUUAUACAGCCUGGAAAUAAACCUUCCCACCACCUCCACACCAGCCCUCCAAAACAACCCUGCCGCCAGAUAUGCUUUGAAUGGAAACAUGGGUGAUUCUUACCUCAAUCUCCUCAACCUGGAGAAGGAAAAUGACUCCAAGAGGGGCACAGAUGAAAAGGAUGUGGUCAGACGGAAGGUGGAGGGAUCGGAGGUCACUGAGGUUCUCUCAUACCAAACUGAAGAAGACAAGCUUCUUCACUCCAUUCCAAAGCUGAUCCCUCCUCCUCCCAUCUCCAGAAAGAGAUCCUCCAAGAUCUUAUCGGGGUCAAUCAGUGAAUCCAAUGAGAAUGUGACCAUACCAACCAGCCUCAACCUGACCAGUUUUACCACCAUCACUUCUUGUUCUAUAACACCCAUUGAAUUGGAGGAAAUUAGCCCAACAUUUAAAAACUCUUACUUCCCUAGCUUUGAAAACAGUGAUGUCUCUCCAAUAAAUGGGAGGCCUCUCCACCAGGAAUCCAUCGAGGAGAACGGGACCUUUCACUCCAUCACCAGCAGCUACGACAACCUGGAAGACACGCCAACCAUUGUGCCUGAGACGCCUCCAUGUAAUGAACUGGUUAGGCAACUGAACGUGGAGACCACCCUUCCUUUCUCCCCUGCCAACGACACCUGUCUUCACAUCAGCUUCUCCGAGGACGAGUUUCCUGACAUGGGUGUGGAUGAUCAUCUAUCAGUUCACAAGCAAUGGCGACUUAUUAAAAAUGGUAAUUAGCGAACACUUCAAGGACCUUUUACACUAUUAGCAAUUGGUGGUACGUAGAAAGGUCACAGGUGUUUCAACA